Molecule: messenger RNA, 2012 nt
Organism: Coregonus clupeaformis (lake whitefish)
Lineage: Eukaryota; Metazoa; Chordata; Actinopteri; Salmoniformes; Salmonidae
Gene: gjb3
Product: gap junction protein beta 3
Exons: 2
Coding region: 425-1270 (281 amino acids)
Biological process (GO): cell communication
Cellular component (GO): connexin complex
Source: RefSeq, a predicted model, not a curated record
AUGUGAAGGACAAAGUCACAAUUUAUUUAUCAUUGUAUCAGUGCAGUCUGCAUUGUCAGGAGGCAGAAAUCUAUCGAACUAGUGUGAAUGGCGGAUGCAUCAGCCCGAUCAUAAAAGUGCGAAGAGUGGUGUAUUCCAGCGGAAAAAAUCGGUAAAUCGGUAGGCUACAAUAUUUUUUUUUUUUACCCCACCCACAGGCAUACUCCAAAGACCCAUUACUCAAGACAACAUUCUACCUGUAGAGCGGGCUAAAUCUAUGCGUAAAACGAAUUAACCCAAGAGAAAACUACAGAAAAAGAAAAUUGAUAAAGAACAAAAGCACAAACAACGGAUUGACAUUUGUUAAGUUGCUCCAGUAAUCCAUAGUAAUCUAACAAAAGAAGGCAAAUUCUAAAAAGGGGGCUGUCAACAUCCAGCCCCAAUCAUGGAUUGGAAGACCUUCCAAGCCCUCCUGAGUGGGGUGAAUAAGUACUCCACUGCGUUCGGUCGUAUCUGGCUCUCUGUGGUGUUUGUGUUCAGGGUAAUGGUGUACGUGGUGGCGGCGGAACGCGUGUGGGGCGAUGAGCAGAAGGACUUUGACUGCAACACCAAGCAGCCUGGCUGUGCCAAUGUCUGCUACGACCACUACUUCCCCAUCUCCCACAUCCGCCUGUGGGCCCUGCAGUUAAUCUUCGUCACCUGCCCCUCCUUAAUAGUGGUGAUGCACGUGGCGUAUCGCGAUGAACGCGAGCGGAAGUACCGUGCCAAGCACGGCAACAAGGCCAAGCUGUACGAGAACACAGGGAAAAAGCACGGCGGCCUCUGGUGGACCUACCUGUUCAGCCUCUUUGUCAAGACGGGCAUCGAGAUCGCCUUCCUCUACAUCCUCCACAAAAUCUAUGACAGCUUCUACCUGCCCAGGCUGGUCAAGUGUGAGGUCACCCCCUGCCCCAAUCAGGUGGACUGCUACAUCGGCCACCCCACAGAGAAGAAGGUCUUCACCUAUUUCAUGGUGGGUGCCUCGGCCCUUUGCAUCGUGCUCAAUGUCUGUGAGAUCAUCUACCUUGUCUCCAAGCGCGUCGCUCGCAUCGCACAAAAGAUGAAGAGAAGAGAGCGCACCUUGGCCCUUCAUGAACGGUACAACAAGGAGAAUUCCUGCAGUGACUGCAGCACUCUACCUAUGUCUCGGCUGGAGAAACAAUCCUUAAAGCCCCAGUUUCCAGGCCACCUACAAGCCACCUUACCGGCUCACAUGCGUGCUUCUGCCCCUAACCUGUCCUCUGCAGCAUAGGAUAUCCACUGUAUCCGAAGACUAAGCCACAACAUGGAUGCCUAUGGAGCAAGGCCUCACCUCAUUGGUCAAGCCUGUUCAAGCUGGUCCUCCUGUAAGACUUUGUAUGAGAGACAGAUUUUUAUGCCCUAGCUAUUACUGCCCUAUAUUGCCAUGGAGCAAGGCUUUGUAUUGAUAUCCAUGACCCUGUGGCUAGACAACCCUGUCGUGAGCCACAUUCCAUUUUAUACAACUAAACUACUACUGCCAGACUGAAUAACCAACCCUUCCACUAUUAUUAUAAUUUUUUUAAUCAAUAAUUGUCUCCUGUAACAUUUCCCAAUACUUUUCCAGUUCGCCUCACACUUUGUUUUCCCAUUCCUUUGCGGUUUCUGGCUAGGGGUAAGAGCAAUGUUCCCUCUAAGCUGCGAGCGUGCACGGGCGCGUAGCUCCCCGGGACUUCCUCGCAAAAGAAAUAUCAGCCCACGCAGAGAAGCACGAGAUUGAACUUCACUCAACUUUCUAGAGUUUUCCCCUUUAGUUAACACUAUCAACAUUUCCCUUUACUAUUUAUUUCCCUUUGUGAUCAAAUCAACGCAAUAUUAGCCACUUUCAAUGCAACAUACCGAAACAAAAUGAACUAUGCAAGACUUAGUAUGCAAAACUACUGUAACUUUGCAAUACAUUUUUUGUAGGCAGAACGCAUCGGAGUAGGAUUCUAUUGCAUUGACACGCACGACUCAGACCGUACUCUACACAGACC